AGUACAUCAUGACCAUUUCUGUCGAGCUGGAGAUGAAGCCGCCUCCUGAACAUGCAGCUGAAGGAAGCCGAAGAGCCAGUAGACUGAGGCAGCACCUGGCCGCCAUUGCUAUGAGCAUCGGGGCGCUGGGCACGGGCACGACACUGGGCUGGACCAGCGUGGCCAUCCCGGAGCUGCAGUGCGGCUAUGCGUCUGCGGCCGGAGCGCAGUGCUACCAGUCGUGGCAGCUGUCCUGGGUCUCGGGCUGCAUGUCGCUGGGGGCGCUGGCGUUCUCGCUGCCUGUGGGGCGGCUGGCCGACGUGCUGGGCCGCAAGCGGGCCGGGCUCUGCCUGGGCCCCCUCUUCCUGGCCGGCUGGGCCUUCCUCAUCUGGGGAGACUCGCUGGCAUUGCUGUGCGUGGGCCGCCUGCUGACCGGAGCUGCGGGCGGAGCCUUCAACGUGCUGGCGCCGGUGUACAUCGCCGAGGUGGCCCAGAAGGAAGUCCGGGGAGCACUGUGCGGCUACUUCCAGCUGCUGCUCACCGUCGGCACCCUCUACGUCUACGUGCUGGGUGCGGUGACCGGCCUGUUCUGGACCUCCGUGGGCUGCGCCGUGGUGCCCGCGGUCUUCCUGGUGGCACUCUCGCUGGUGCCCGAGACUCCCCCCUACCUGCUGCAGGGUGGCCAGGAGGACGAGGCCCGGGCGACCCUCCGCUGGCUGAGGGGACCGCGCUGGGACGUGGAGGCGGAGCUGGCCGAGGCGAGGGCGGCUCUGGAGGAGGACUCCGGGAACGGGAGGUCCGGGUCCCUCCGGGAGGGGCUGAGCACCCCUGCUGCCGGUCGGGGAAUCGUCGCGGGGCUGGGGCUCGUCACGUGCUUCCAGCUCUGUGGCAUCAAUGCUGUGCUUUUCUACGCGUCCGAUAUCUUCCUGAGGGCGUCGGGCGGAGCCCUGGAGGCAGAUACGUCUGCCGUGGUGGUGGGCGCCAUGCAGGUGGUGGCGACGCUGGUGGCGUCACUGGUGGUGGACCGCACGGGGCGCAGGCCGCUGCUCGUGGCGUCCGCCGCAGUGGUGGGGCUGUGCGCUCUGCUCCUGGGAGCCUACUUCCAGCUGGACUCCAGUGGCGAGGCCGAGGGCCUGGACUGGCUGCCCCUCGCCAGCCUCUGCCUGUUCGUGGUGGCCUUCUCGCUGGGGCUGGGGCCCGUCACCUGGGUGCUGCUCGGAGAGCUGUACGCCCCCGAGGUGCGCGCCUUUGCGGGCUCCCUCUGCUGCCUCGUCAGCUGGACCUUCUCCUUCCUGGUCACCACCUUCUUCAGCGAGCUCAGCUCCGCCGUCGGCGUCCAGGGAACCUUCUGGAUCUUCGGCUCCGUGGCAGUCGCCGGCGCCCUGUUCGUGUUCUUCGUGGUUCCCGAGACGAAGGACCGGUCGCUGGAGGAGGUGCAGAGGCAGCUGUCUGGCGGGGCCCGAGUAUGGAGUUUGUCCUGCACCUGCAGAUGA
Molecule: messenger RNA, 1472 nt
Organism: Schistocerca piceifrons (Central American locust)
Lineage: Eukaryota; Metazoa; Arthropoda; Insecta; Orthoptera; Acrididae
Product: facilitated trehalose transporter Tret1-like
Exons: 4
Coding region: 9-1472 (487 amino acids)
Biological process (GO): carbohydrate transport; transmembrane transport
Cellular component (GO): membrane
Molecular function (GO): sugar transmembrane transporter activity
Source: RefSeq, a predicted model, not a curated record